AUGAGCGAAGUUGCACCAGAGGAGAUCAUAGAGAAUCCAGAUGGAUCUAGAUCUAUCAUUUCAUAUAAGAUUGAAGACGGUAUCAAAUAUAAGAUCACUCAGAAAGUAAAAGAAGUCAAAGUAUUGGAAAAAGUUCAUAAAUCUGUUGCAGAAAGAAAAAACUGGCAUAAAUAUGGCUCUGAAAAAGGGUCGCCAGCAGGUCCAAGUGCUGUUACUGCAAGAUUGGGUGAAGAAGUAGAAUUAAGAUUGAGUAGGAACUGGAAACAAGCUGAAGAAGAGAGAAUACAAAAAGAAAAGGCAAGUCUCACAAAGACCGGUCUACAAUGUAGAUUAUGUGGUAAUGACCAUAUGACUAUGAACUGUCCAUUCAAAACAAUUUUAAGUGAACUUUCAGCAUUAGAAGACCCAGCCACAAGUGAAGGCGGAGCCGAGGCUAUUAGUGAAGAGAAGGGCGGCCAGGCAGGCGGAGCUGGUGCCAUCCCAGGGCAGUAUGUUCCACCUUCUCGUCGUGCCGGUGCAAGAGAUCCUUCAUCCGAUGCUUACAGAGAUUCUAGGGAACGUGAUGAUAUGUGUACUUUGAAGAUUAUGCAAGUUAAUGAAAAUGCCGAUGAGAAUAGUUUGAGAGAAGAGUUAUUGUUUCCAUUCGCUCCUAUUCCAAGAGUUUCUGUUGUUAGAAACAAGGAAACAGGUAAAUCGAGAGGUCUUGCCUUUGUUACCUUUUCGAGUGAAGAAGUUGCCGAACAAGCUUUACGUUUCUUGGAUGGUAGAGGUUACAUGAAUUUAAUUUUACGUGUUGAAUGGUCCAAACCUAAGGUUAAGGAAUAG
Messenger RNA from Saccharomyces paradoxus, 825 nucleotides. RefSeq names its product translation initiation factor eIF3 core subunit g (gene TIF35). The transcript has a single exon. The coding region runs from base 1 to 825 and encodes 274 amino acids. The record is from RefSeq and is a predicted model, not a curated record. NCBI's taxonomy places the organism in Eukaryota, Fungi, Ascomycota, Saccharomycetes, Saccharomycetales, Saccharomycetaceae. Gene Ontology annotation, molecular function: RNA binding; translation initiation factor activity. Gene Ontology annotation, cellular component: eukaryotic translation initiation factor 3 complex; cytoplasm.